CUUGUUACUCUUAUCUCAGGUACGUACAGAAGAGAGGAGGAACAAAUAAUUAAAUUAAAGAAGCAAAAGAGACAUAAAUAUGGUGCAAAAGAUGACAUAGAAGAUGCACAGAAAACAUCCAAUAAUUUAACUGUAUCUUACGCUAACCCUAGGCCACGUGGCGAAUUGCCAUUCCUCCUCAUUUGCCCCGAGUGAUAAUCUUUCGGCUCACCGGGAGAGAGACAGACAGAAAGACUAUAGAAAGAAAGAGAGAGAGAGAAAGAGCGUGAGAGUGUUUAAUUAAAAAGGGUGAAAGAUAGAGAAAGAUAAUGGAACAAGAUGAGUGGUUGAAUACGCUAAGAUACGCCGGCAAGGUGCAGGAUAAGGUUUCCGUCGACAGUCUCAUGCUCCGGUACCGUCCGAUCGCUCCAAAGCCGACGACUGGUCAACCAUGCGGUACAGGAGACAACAAUAACAACAACAACUCAUACGGUAAACGAACCAAACGAAAGUACGUUAGGGUUUCGAAGAAUAAUAAAACCACGUGUCGAGGAAAGAGCAGAUCUGACGUGUCUGAUGGUCGGGAACAAACUGGUGUCGUGACGCUGCAGCUCAUGCCGGAAAAAUCCGAUCCGUCAGGCGACUACACGCCGGUAGAUCAGGACAGUCUCGAUCCGUCGCUGAAAACGAUAAUCGGAGUAGAAACACUAGAAAACAGCACGUGGGCCACGUUCAACGGCGGCGGGACGGCGGAGGUGGAGACAUGGGUGACGGUGGAGUCCGUUACAGGCGAAUAUGACGGCAGUUCGACUUCACAUGCGGUGGAAUGUACGGACGUCGAGAUGAUGGAUAAUCUAGGAAAGGACACGUGUCCCGCGUUCGUAUCGGAUGCCUCGAACCGCGUGGUUUGGGUUAACGAAGCUUACCGGAGAAAUGUCUCCGGUGAAGAUUGGUCGUCAUCUUUGUCGUUGCCGGAUGUUAUGGUGUGGUUGGUGGCGGAGGAGUCUACGGUGGCUAUGUAUUGUAACUACCGAGCUUUCACGUGUAGGGUGAGGAUGCAGUACACCUGGCAGGAGACAAAGUAUACCAAAACGGUGCCGUGUGAUGUAUGGAAAAUGGAGUUUGGCGGCUUUGCAUGGAGGCUUGACACAACAGCUGCUCUGACUCUCUGGCUUUGAUGCUGAUUGCUGCCUGAAACUGAGUGAAACAUUAUGGUGUUGACCUUGCGGUCCACCACCUAGGCCCGGCGCCAGCCUUUGCCUGUACCCACAGGGGCCCUGGGCACGCCUCCCCCUCCCCGCGAGUCGAACAGCCGACCUCCCCUCCCCAAGGAGGUAGUACCACUGGACUACGAGGUCCUGGGUUCUAUUUUCAUCUUACAUAGUGCAUGGAAGAACUAUGAACGUUGUAUGUAUUUUGAAUCAUUCAAAUUAUAUAUGCCAUACACUCCG
Messenger RNA from Brassica oleracea var. oleracea, 1430 nucleotides. RefSeq lists its product as uncharacterized. NCBI's taxonomy places the organism in Eukaryota, Viridiplantae, Streptophyta, Magnoliopsida, Brassicales, Brassicaceae. The record is from RefSeq and is a predicted model, not a curated record. Bases 309 to 1157 code for a protein of 282 amino acids. The transcript has 2 exons.